Messenger RNA from Arabidopsis arenosa, 1231 nucleotides. Lineage: Eukaryota; Viridiplantae; Streptophyta; Magnoliopsida; Brassicales; Brassicaceae. The record is from the annotation of a GenBank genome assembly.
CUUGAAUUGAGUUUCUACUAUCUUGUUUGUGCAAGAUGGAGUCAAGAAGAAGUAAAGUCUGUGGAGAAACAGCUUGUGGGUUUUCAACAUCGACAAGUGAUGCUAAAGAACGAGCUGCUUCGAUGCGAAAGCUCUGUUUCGUUGUGGUGUUGUGUCUUUUGUUCAUGAGCAUAGAAGUUGUUGGUGGCAUUAAGGCUAAUAGUUUGGCUAUAUUAGCAGAUGCAGCUCAUUUACUCACUGAUGUUGGUGCUUUUGCUAUCUCUAUGCUCUCCUUGUGGGCUUCUUCUUGGGAAGCAAAUCCGCGACAGAGUUAUGGAUUCUUCAGGAUUGAGAUUUUGGGCGCUCUUGUCUCAAUCCAGCUCAUUUGGUUACUCACUGGGAUUUUGGUCUAUGAAGCCGUAACUAGACUCGUUCAAGAGACCAAUGAUGAUGUUGAUGGUUUCUUUAUGGUUCUUGUUGCUACUUUUGGUUUACUUGUAAACAUCAUAAUGAUUGUUGUGCUUGGACAUGAUCAUGGACAUGGUCAUGAUCAUGAUCAUAGUCAUAGUCAUGUGCAUGGUCAUGGUCAUAGUCAUGGGGAAAAAGCUGAGCAAUUGUUGGAGAAAUCAAAGGAAAUGAGGAACAUUAAUGUGCAAGGGGCUUAUCUUCAUGUCCUUGGGGAUUUAAUCCAGAGCAUUGGGGUAAUGAUUGGAGGGGGUAUGAUUUGGUAUAACCCUAAAUGGAAAGUAAUUGACUUGAUAUGCACGUUAGUCUUUUCAGUUAUUGUUUUAGGGACAACCAUUAAGAUGCUUCGAAGCAUACUUGAAGUUCUAAUGGAGAGCACACCGAGAGAGAUUGACGCGAGGCAGCUCGAAAAGGGAUUGAUGGAAAUUGAAGAAGUUGUGGAUGUUCAUGAGCUGCACAUAUGGGAAAUUACAGUUGGUAAAGCUUUGUUUUCUUGUCAUGUCAAGGUUAGACCAGAAGCUGAUGAUGAUAUGGUGCUGAACAAAGUGAUCGAUUACAUCUGGAGAGAGUAUCGUAUCAGUCACGUUACGAUACAAAUCGAGCGUUAAAACAACAAAAGAGUUCAUCUCUCUGGUUUUCUGUCAUUUUCAUGAUCAAAGUUAAAUCUUUUUUCGCUUUCUCGUGUGCUCUCAUUACAUUGUUGUGACAUAUGCCAUUGUUUUUCUUGUCUAUGAAUAAGUUUUUUUUGGUCUUGUCUUGAAAAGGUAAUUAAAAGGACAUCAUAACU